AUGAACUGGAGGACUGGUAGUAUCUCUAUGAAUGGAUGGCUGCGGCUGAGUGGAGCUGAGCAGCCUGAAACAACCGUCAUGCAGGCUUUCUGCAAGAAUUUUGUGACAUUUGUGGCACGGUUAGAUGGAUACCUUUUAGUCUGUGGCACUAACGCAUACAACCCCGCCUGCUGGAAAAUGGAUGGUGGAACGUUUGAAAAACAAAGCACAAGUUGGGCUGAACAAUUAUCCCCUCGUUUUCCAGGGUUCAAUUAUAAUAUUUUAAAUAUAGGAAAUGAAAUGUACUCCACAAUUCCCAAACAAUCCAACAAUGCCGCAAGCACAAAGAAAGCCACAUUCAAGAAGAUUAAGGGCACAAAUCCUAUGCGCUACACUGGUGGCAAUCUUUUGAAGAAUCCAGUAUUUGUGAAAUCACUGGCAGUGGAGGCAAAACAGAAAAACGAAAGUAGGAUUUUUCUCUUCUUCAUGGAUGAUAAUAGUGAACUUAGAACCACUGACAAGAGAGUGCCUAUGAUUGCUCAGAUGUGCAAGGAGGAGAUGGGAUCCGUGAAACCAGAUGAGCGCAAUAUGUUUAGCACUGCUUUAAAAUCACGUUUAAUAUGUGGAGACCCAGAGGGGCAAUAUUAUAACAUAUUGCAGGAUAUCUACUUUUUACAAUCACAGGAUUUGGUUUAUGGGCUGUUUACAAAUGCAUGGAAUCACAGUGCUGUCUGCUCCUAUAAGAUUGAGAACAUUGAGUCAGUUUUCAACACUUCAGACUUGUUUGGGUCCGAAAAAAAAGAUCUAGAGAUUCGCCCGGGCAAGUGCCUCUCAGAACAUACUCCGCAGGUAACAGCAGACGAAGCAGCCAACCACCCUGAACUCGUUGACUGGGUUUGGCCUUUAGGAAAUCGGACUGUUUUUCAGACUUUGGAAUACUACAGAAAACUGGUGGUUGAUGAGAUAGCAGCUAAAAAUGAAAUCUGGAGGGUCAUUAUAGUAGCUACAGACAGUGGGCGUUUGCACAAGGUGGUUGUAGAUCAUGUAAAUAAUAGUGCAACGAAUGUUUUGGAAAUGCAGCCCUGCAACAAAACAGUGAACAUCUUGUUCUUGCAGCUGGAUCAAAAUAAUACAGAGCAUACCUUGUAUGUGGGAACUGCUAACGCAAUUUACAGAAUUUUCCUGGAUGACUGCAGAGCUUAUAACAACAGCUGUACUGACUGUAGGUCAUCAGAAGACCCAUAUUGUGCCUGGUAUGGGGGAGAAUGCCAGUCUAUUCUGAAAAGGCCGCUCGAGAAUCUUAAGACGGGAGCGAGCGCCGGAGACACAGUAUGUGCGGGCAUUGUCGUUUUUUGCAACGACCGGCACCGUUGUAUCCCCGACCCCUUCAACAUCCUCUUGGAGCGGCAUCGAGCUUUUCACGUCUGGGGUGGGAGUGUCCUUCCAGCUUACCGCUCAUUGGCUGGAGGCCGGGACACCCUAGGAGGUCAGGUGACCACCUAUGUCACACGCUGCCGCGUUCGGCGUUCGGUGCGGGAGAAUGCUAGGAGAUCACCUCCUCCUCCUGAUGAAGCGCCUAUUGGCGCGAAACGCGUAGAGUACUUUGUCACCACCCACUAA
This is a messenger RNA of Nanorana parkeri, 1599 nucleotides long. It is a transcript of the gene SEMA7A, whose product is annotated as semaphorin 7A (John Milton Hagen blood group). Gene Ontology annotation, molecular function: semaphorin receptor binding; chemorepellent activity; integrin binding. NCBI's taxonomy places the organism in Eukaryota, Metazoa, Chordata, Amphibia, Anura, Dicroglossidae. Gene Ontology annotation, biological process: axon guidance; neural crest cell migration; positive regulation of ERK1 and ERK2 cascade. The record is from RefSeq and is a predicted model, not a curated record. The transcript is spliced from 13 exons. Bases 1 to 1599 code for a protein of 532 amino acids.